AGCAGAGAGAAGAGAAGAGACAGAAGAGAGGAGAGAGGUAGAGAGAGAGGAUGACAAUGAGUUCAGUGAUGUUCAUCAAAAAACUGCUGAGGAAAAGCAGUCCAGCAGCGUGUGUGGCCAGAGUGGGACAAGGACAUACAGCAAUGGUGACUCAGAUAAAACACACAACACACUACUCUGAAAGGCAAAAUGUGUCGAUAUCUAAGAAAGACAACGAAGCGUUUGGAUUUAAUAUAAGGACCUAUGAGGACAACACUACUGAUGCUGAGCUGUUAACGUGUGUGUGUUCAGUGAAGGAGAACAGUCCUGCACAGAGCGCUGGCUUAAGGACAGGUGAUGUCAUUAUUAGUGUCAACAGCGUUUGUGUAGAAGGUUUCCAACAUCAGCAAAUUGUUGACCUCGUUCAGAAGGGCUCCUGCUUACUAAAAAUGGAGAUUGUGAGGGGAACUUUAAUGAAACAGAAGGAACUACAACAGAAAUUGGAACAACUACAGUGGCAGCUAAGACAGAAGAGGGCAGAGCUACAGAUGCUUAUCAUGCAGGAAGAGCGUCUGAGAGGAGGUGAACUACGCCAUACACAGCCUCGGUCCUGCCUCGCCUCGGAGGGACCAACACUCUCUUCCUGUCUUCUUCUUCAAACCUAGAGCCCUAAGAGGACAAUAUCUCUCUGAACCAUGUGCCCCAGGGCUCUUAUUUGUGUUCUCUUACUUGAGUUGUGAUAGAGAACAGAGUACAGAGUACUAACCACCAUUCAGACUGGAGCUUUAAAAGCCAAGCGUGUGUGUGUGUGUGUGUGUACUGGGCUUUUAUAAGAUAGGUAAAGUCUAAAACUCUACAGCAUGUCUCGUUUUAGCGUGGUGCAAUGAAGCGGAGCUCUUUUUAACCAUUGCAAAGUUGAUUGUUUUCCUAUAACACCACAUCAUGACAUGAUUUAUUUGUCUUAUACCACAGCAAUUUGCCAAUCAUUACAUUUUUCUAUUUAUUAAGGAUUAUUAAUUUAUGAUACAUCAUAAAUUUUAUCUGUUUACAGCGAAAUAAGUUAGUUCCUAUUCUCAGUUAUGUUAUAGCACCUAUAAACGGUCCUUCCCCCACCAGCCGCUGUUUGUUUUAUCUCUCUUAAAGUUCUGCUUGUCAAACCACAAAGCAGAAACUCUUCUGAAGCCUUGUCAGAAAGUUAUAGCUUUACCUUAGACUGCUACAAAACCCUGACACUGGAGACUCCUUCCAUAAAAUGUUAAACAAGCACCUCCUUACAGAAAACAUCACCUUAUCAACGAUUACACACAAUUUUUAAUCUGUUUAUGUGGCGCGUCAGCAGCUGCACUCUUCUCACAGCUGCUGUUAGGGAAAACUAAUCAACACCUUCUGACCAAUCAGAUUUGAGUGUUCAGCAGUGCUGUGGUGUAAUACAUGACAUUAUAAAGCAGUAUUUUCGUAUCUUUUCACAGCUCAGAAAACCUGUAAAAGAAUGGCUUUAUAUUUUGAGGUAUUAUUUAACUUAUUUAACUAAUUUACGAGUUUAACUAUUUUAUUAUAAGUAAAUAAGAUGUGUUUUUGUUUUUAAUUGUAUAUGUCGUUUGUA
Molecule: messenger RNA, 1582 nt
Organism: Pangasianodon hypophthalmus (striped catfish)
Lineage: Eukaryota; Metazoa; Chordata; Actinopteri; Siluriformes; Pangasiidae
Product: cytohesin-interacting protein
Exons: 8
Coding region: 51-644 (197 amino acids)
Molecular function (GO): protein binding
Source: RefSeq, a predicted model, not a curated record